CCCUGGAGGGAGCUGGGCAGAAAGAGGCACCGCCGGCUACCCUCCAAGAAGAAGAGGUCCUGGAAGCAGUAUAACAAGCUGACCUGGGAGAAGAAGCGACUGGAGGAGAGGGAGUCCAGGCGGGUGUCCAAGAUGCGGGCCGAGAUGUUCGCCAAGGGCCAACCGGUGGCCCCUUACAACACCACCCAGUUCCUGAUGGAGGACCACGGCUUGGAGGAGCCCGACCUGUGCCCGCCGCCAAAACGGGCCCCCGCCGCCUUGCCACCCAUCCACCUUGACAGCACGGAGGACGACGGCACGGGCAGCGACGGUAUGGCCAGCGACGACGGCACCAAGUUCCUGCAGAAGGACUUUUCCGAGACCUACGAGAAAUACCACGUGGAGAGCCUGCAGGACAUGAGCAAGCAGGAGCUGAUCCGUGAGUACAUGGAGCUGGAGAAAUGCAUGAGCCGCAUGGAGGAGGAGAACAACCGCCUGAGGUCACAGCAGGCCGACCCCCCCAGGCUCCAUGAACUGGAGAUGGAGCUGGAGAAGCUCAAAGAGGAGAACCGGCGGCUGCGGAGGGAGCAGGUGGUGGCUGACCCUAUGGGACACUGA
Messenger RNA from Rana temporaria (common frog), 597 nucleotides. Its product is annotated as protein HEXIM1-like. The transcript has a single exon. The annotation marks the transcript as partial. Gene Ontology annotation, biological process: negative regulation of cyclin-dependent protein serine/threonine kinase activity; negative regulation of transcription by RNA polymerase II. NCBI's taxonomy places the organism in Eukaryota, Metazoa, Chordata, Amphibia, Anura, Ranidae. Gene Ontology annotation, cellular component: nucleus; cytoplasm; nucleoplasm. Gene Ontology annotation, molecular function: cyclin-dependent protein serine/threonine kinase inhibitor activity; 7SK snRNA binding. The record is from RefSeq and is a predicted model, not a curated record.